UCCUUUCCCCCUACCAUAAACGUCACUAGCAUAGUUAGCUGCAUUGCCACAAAACCCUUCCCCUCAUUUCCCACCUCAAAAAACCCAACACUAUGGCGGCCUUUCACUUCACUCCAUCUCCUUCUUUCACUCUCCCAAAACAACGACACACAACCAGACUCUCUGCUUCCUUCCAGCUCAAUAUCCGGCCCCGCCACCUGUCACGGCGAUCCUGCACCGUCGGAUCCUACAAGGUGGUGGUAGAGCACGAGGGUUUGUCUACUGAGCUUGAGGUGGAGGCUGAUGAGACCAUUCUAGAAAAGGCAUUGGAGUCUGGGCUAUCUGUGCCGCAUGAUUGCAAGCUUGGGGUGUGCAUGACUUGCCCUGCACGGCUUGUGAGUGGGAAGGUUGAUCAGAGUGAAGGUAUGCUGAGUGAUGAUGUGGUGGAAGGUGGGUAUACCUUGCUGUGUGUAUCGUACCCACAGUCGGAUUGUCACAUUAGGACCAUUCCAGAAGAUGAGCUGCUAUCUCUGCAAUUAGCAACAGCUAAUGACUGAAAUUUUGGAUUUUGGCAACUGGGUUUUUGAUUUGACCCAUGUUUGUAUUGAGUUAUGUUUUGUUUUAUCAAUUAUAAAUGGUAUGUGCUGCUGCUAUCAGUUUGUGUUUUGUUUUAGUCAUAUGAUUGGAUAGGCCUUUGAAUGGAUUGGUUAUUA
Messenger RNA from Prunus mume (Japanese apricot), 692 nucleotides. Lineage: Eukaryota; Viridiplantae; Streptophyta; Magnoliopsida; Rosales; Rosaceae. The record is from RefSeq and is a predicted model, not a curated record.